Fraxinus pennsylvanica is the source of this 474-nucleotide messenger RNA. The record is from the annotation of a GenBank genome assembly. Lineage: Eukaryota; Viridiplantae; Streptophyta; Magnoliopsida; Lamiales; Oleaceae.
AUGACUGUGGUGAAAUCUGAUAUUGGUGGUAAUAUAUCGAGGCUGGAAUCUAAGUACUCUUCCAAUCCAUCCAGAUUCAAUUACUUGUACAGCUUGGUACAAGCUGAAGUCGAAACAAAAACUUCCAAAUCAUCAUCAAGCUGUACCAAUGGACUUCUUUGGCUGACAAGAGCAAUGGAUUUCUUAGUUGAGCUGUUCCGUAAUCUAUCCCAAUAUCAAGAUCAGUCAAUGUCACAUGCUUGUAAUGAUGCAUACAGCAAGACCUUGAAAAAAUGGCACGGCUGGCUUGCAAGUUCCAGUUUCUCGGUCGCCAUAAAGCUUGCACCCGAUAGAAAGAAGUUCAUGGAGGUGAUCGGGGCUGAAGGUGACUCCUAUGGCGAUAUGGAAAAAUUUUGCACAAAUUUCUCACCAAUCCUUGAGCAAAUUCACAAGUUCCUGGCCAGUGUUGGAUUGGACAACAUGAAAGCUUCAUGA